Molecule: messenger RNA, 5137 nt
Organism: Ruditapes philippinarum (Manila clam)
Lineage: Eukaryota; Metazoa; Mollusca; Bivalvia; Venerida; Veneridae
Product: transcription factor E4F1-like
Exons: 5
Coding region: 268-2457 (729 amino acids)
Source: RefSeq, a predicted model, not a curated record
AGAUGUUUACAUAGUAAGGGUUAAAUUACCUCCCUUCCGUAAUCCCUGCAGGCUGAAACAAGAAUAUCUCCCUACUUGAGUACGAGGGGUUUUCGCUGUGGAAAACACUGAAUAGUAGGAGUUUUAUGGCUUUUAGGAAUGUACAAUUAACAUCAUAGGCCAUACAGCGAAUGCCCCUUUAGGAGGAGAAUCAUAACAGGGAGACGGGUGAGGUGCUAAAUUACAAUCAAGAGGUUGGAUUUCAUUAUUUCAUCAGUGUUAAUCAGCAUGGAAAUAGGACUGAAAAUCGAGCCCGGUUCAGUGAGAUCUCUUAGUGCAGUAACUGCAUCAGAACUUGGCAUGACUAUAAACCUUGAAACCAGCCCCGUAUCUUCAACAGUUCCCAGCCAGGUAGUACAGACUGGACAGAAAGCGUCGUUGAUAAAUCAAAUUGCUGCCCAGCUUGCCAGUAGUAAAGCCUCACAGUCACAAACCUCGCCUACAAAUGUUGCAAUCGCGCCUGCACCCGUGGCGAACGGAAACGAUAAGAGUAAAAAUCCAAUUGUGGCCACAAUGACAGAGGCAUUGUCAUUGAAACAGUCGCCGACAUUAACAAAACAGUUGUCAAAACCUGUUGGUGGUUCGUCAUCCGGAAUGCAGGUCAUCACUCAGUAUAUGUGUCGUUACUGUGGUCAACAGUUUGAAUCCACAAAUGAUAUGCAACUUCACAUUCAGGAACACGUCUCUGGAAAAGCACCACAUGAAUGCUCAGUGUGUGGUAAAACAUAUCGUACGCCGUCCAAGUUACAGCGCCACGUCCGUGUGCACAGCGGAGAACGUCCUUACGCCUGCUCUAUAUGUGGCCGAAGAUUUACACGAAGUGACCACGUGAAGCAACAUAUGAAAGUUCAUUGCCAGCCAAAAGAUGCAAACGUAUGUCACAUAUGUAAUGAUAUGAAGUUCAGCAGACGGCAAGCUUUACAUCUUCAUCUACAGCAGCAACAUUUAAUGCAGCAGGUAUUUACAUGUCACAGAUGCGGGGAAGCCUACGAAUCAUUAGAAGAAAUGCAAUCUCACAAGUUAACACAUGACACUGUGUUGAACAGUCUGAAGGACAAUGCAAGCUUUCAGCCAUCCCAGAAUUCUAUAGCAAAAUUUGCUCUGGGUCAGCAGAAGAAUGAACAAGGAAUGAACAAAUAUGAUACAAUUAAAACCGAGGAGGAUACAAAAUCUACAGGCAUCGUUCUCAAAGUACCGAACAACAAUGGUUUUUACAUCCCUGCUAAUUUAGACAAUGUGUCAGCCCUCAGUAGUAAACUUCUCAUGGAGGGGAUGGAAAGGAUGGCUAAAGAAGCCGCGGAAUUAGAAGUCCAGAAGAAAUAUCAAGAAGAGCUUGAACAACUCAAUGCUGAUGCUCAGAAGUUUGCGUUACAACAGCAGAAAAUCAUUGAAGAUGCAGAACGAGCCAAAAUUGCUGAAUGCUUCAGAAUCAAAGCUUCUACACCAAGUCAUUCUCCUAACCUUGGCGAGCCGAAGUUGGUCAUAAACGAGUCAGCCGAUUCUAGUUUGGAGAUUGUAGCUGGAAAAGAGACGACAACGGUUGUCAAUGGGGACGGAAUGUCCAUGUUCAUGUUACCUACAUCACUGCAGUUUAAUAACAAAGACGUGGAGAAAAGCGAGUCAGAAAUGGAAGCUGAUGAUACAGAAAGUGAACAAAACUCAUCCAAAGACUCUGUUGGUAUUAAUCGUGAAGGAGAUGGUGAGAAAAGUGAAGGUGACAGCAGUGAAAAAAUGGAUUGUUCCGACGAUACAGGAAGUAACGUAGCCGGAGAAUCAACUGAAGACAAUGCACGAUCAAAGGAGGGAAAAAUCUCAUCGCCGGCGGAAGGUUAUACAAAGCCGUGUCCAAAGUCAAAGAAACCAGGUUACGUAGCCCCAGUUACUCAAAGCACUGAAACAAAAACUGUUUCCAGUGAGGACUAUCAGAGUACAGCCCCGAAGCCAAUGUUGUCACUACUAAAUCCACGAAUAAAUGAGCUAAUUAAAGCAAAAGUUGAGCAUAAUUUGAGCCAAAGUCAAAACCAAACAACUUUUAUUGUAACAAACCCGGCAGCUAAUCAACAACUACCGAAACUGACUUUCAUACCAAAUGUGGGCGGGAACAAGUAUACUCCAAUCGCUAAUUUACCAACAAUCUUGCCAGCUCCGAGCCUGAGUGCUCCUGCCUUCGUACCCUCGGUUACUUUGUCCACUCAACCGGCUGCUCAAAAGGCAAGGUCGGACACGCCAAAGCUUAUCAAAUGUGAUCAUUGUUGUAUUUAUUUCGAAGACAAUGCCAUGAGCAUGCUGCACAACACUCUUCACUCGGCCGACAAUGCCGACCCGUUCACUUGUAGGAAAUGCUACAAGAAGCUUGGAAACCGGCUCGAGUUCAUGGCUCAUAUGGUAUGGCAUCUAGAACCAAACAUGGAUAUUUAGAUUUAUUCUACAAAUACUAUAAUGCUAUCCUCUAAAAACGUUAAUGUAAUAUAGGUAAGUUGCAGGCAAUUUUUAAGCCUGGAUUUUUUUUGUUUUCCUGAAAUUAGUUUUUGAUUAUCCAAAUGUGGUAACAAGUAUUGAUAUCAGUUUGUUGAUAGCAAGGUGCUUUCUUGUUUGCCUUUAAUAGUAUGUAUUUAAGAUAUGAAAUACAAAGAUUUUGUGCAAUUUUAUUUCAUAUAGAUUAGUGGGUGGCAUACAUAGUUUUAGGGGAUGUAUUUAUUUUUUGUUGUUAUUGAUUUAUGUUGUUUUUCUUCUGUUUCCUAAUACUCAAGUUAUGACGGAAAGCUUUGAAUGUUUGGUGUCACAUUUACAGUACUGUAUAGUACUAUAUAUAGAAAGUGGUGUCACAUCAUUGCUGUGUGUUACAUAUACUGCAUUAUCUGUUAUUCAUAAAGAUAAAAAAAAUGUGUCACAAUUACAGAAAACACUGUCACUAAGUAAGAUUGAAAUGCGUCACAUUUAGUGCAAACGUAAUCAUUUUAAUAAUUAUGUAAUAUCAAACUGUGUCACAUUUUCUGUGAAAUGAUUGUUCUAUAUUAUUUACUGUUAAUUUGUUACACAUUUACAAUUUAUAAUGAUAUAAUUUGAGACAAAAGUAUGUCACAGAAUAUAUUUUGUUUUGUUAUCAUCAUUUAUGACAUAAGCAUGUCACAUUAAAAGUUGUUACUUGUUUACCUUGUAAGACAAAAAAAGAUGUCACAUAAAGUUUGUACAUUAUUAUCAUGUAAGGCACAGGCAUGUCACAUAAAUAUGGAAUAAGUUAAUCAUAUUUUUUCACUGUCAUCACAUUGAUGUCACAUUUACUGACUACAUUGUUAUGUUACCGUGUAUACUAAAAUUAUGAACUGUUAAUGUUUGUUAUAAGCAUGUAAUAAUGUUUGUUAUAAGCAUGAAAAUGUGUAAAAAUACUUGUAAAAUCAAACUUGGGGUAUAGGCUGUUUAUAUUUGGUAAUAGUAUUGUCAAAGGUUUAAAGAUGUUAAUAAUGCACGGAAGGGCACCUGAGGUCUUCCUCCACCAGUUAAAGCUUGAACGUCGCGAUAUGACCUAUACUGUGUCGAUGUGACGUAAAACCCAAGACAAACAAACAAAAGAUGUUAAUAUGUAGGGUUCGAAAGUGACAACCUUUGCCACCAGUAUUAAGCUAGGUUACCCAUGCAGUUCUUACAAGACUUUAUACAGUUGGCAGCUCAAAUCUUGUAUUUUGAUUAUGAAAUCCUUUUAUUGUUUGAAAUGGCCUCCUCCAAAUUCAAAGUAGGGUGAAUCCAUUACAGGUAGUCAGCACGUUAAAGGGACUCGAUUGAGGAUUUUUUACAUGUUGGUACUUGAAAUAAUUUUGCGAAAUAAAUGUUUCAUUUGUUGUAGGUCUAGACCAAUAACUUGUGUGCAAAAUUUCAGAUCAUUUGCUUACUCUGUUUUUGCUAAUUAAUUAUUGUAAUUGUGAAAAAAAGUUGGUGAAGAAUAGCAUAAAAAUAGGAUUUUCAUUUUAUUUCUAAGUAUAUUUCUUAAUUUUUUGCAUAUUUUUCUGUUUUAAGUACCACAGCUGACCUAUGUAAGGAAUUCAAAUUUUAUGUUUUUAGGCUUUUGGACCUCAGUGGAGUUACUUUAAGAUUAUUCCAUAUGUUUAAAAAAGAAAAAUGGGAUUUAAAAAAAAAACAUCCAUUUUUACAACUGGAAAUGAGUGUUGUUUGAGACUCUUUUAAUGGUUUAAACUUUUUCUGAUUUGAACUUCAAAUGAAUCAAGUUGUUGAUGGAAUACAUUCUCCUUAUUGCGACUUAAAUGAAUCAAGUUGAUAAGCCAACAGUAUAGAGUCAGGUCCGAUUGGUGUUCUGGUCACAAAUGGCAUAAUGUCAUUUUUAGCUUGUAGCACUUUUAAUGGUUCAAAUGUAUUGUGCAAUGGUAGAGCUUUUAUUUUUACUGCUUUGGUAGAAAGAAAUUAUAUGUUAUAUGUUUUCAACAACAAAAGUCUGUGAUGUCAAAAUUUUUUUUAUUAAUGAAAAUGUCCAUGCUAUAUUUGUUAAAGCUUUGAGUUGAAAUUGUUUGCUUUUUGCUUUCUUUAGUAAUGAACAAAUUAAGUUGAAAAGGUUAUCUGGUUGUUUCAUGAUUUUCUUUUAUUAUAUAAAAUAUUUAAUGUUUUCUCGUUGAUUAACCUCAUAACCUCCAUUGGAAAAACUUGUGAAGCUUAUAUAAACCUAUCAUGAUUACCUCCCUUAGCAAAAAAAAUCAUAAUACAUGUAAAAUACAAUUUUAUUCUUCAAUUCAUAUUAAUAUUCUGGCUUCCUUCGAUUUUGACAUCGAAAUCAGUUAGAAAUACCAGCCAAAUGAGAUGAACAAAAUUCUUGGGACAAAAAACAACUGUCGACAGGUUUUUUUUUGUUUAUGAAAAAAAAUAUAACUUUCUUUAUAAUUUUUUUUUUAAAGUACUUUUACACCAAGUACAAGCUUUUAGAAGUAGUUAUUUUCUAAAAAUGUGAUAAUUGAUGGAAUUUUGAUACAUGUACAUACAGAUAAUUAUUAAUUCCGUUAUUCUUCUAAGUUUUGAAUAAUAUAUUCUCGGCCAGUUUAUUUAUUGAAAACAUUAUAUACUUUUUAUUUAUUUUAUAUGAACUAUAUUUCAAAUA